Molecule: messenger RNA, 1058 nt
Organism: Vigna unguiculata (cowpea)
Lineage: Eukaryota; Viridiplantae; Streptophyta; Magnoliopsida; Fabales; Fabaceae
Product: protein SPEAR1-like
Molecular function (GO): DNA-binding transcription factor activity
Source: RefSeq, a predicted model, not a curated record
AUCUAUACACAAUCUCAUCCAGCGAUGCAAUACGCAUACUUCCUCCGCUGCAAGCAGUUUAAAAGCACCAUUUCAGAUCUCUCCUUUCCCAUCAUCACAACCCACAAAAACUUUUCUUCGACUCAGACCAAACCCACUUCAUCAUUCGACCACAACAUCGUAUACAUCAAAACAAAAACCAGAGAUGGAUAGCAGCAGCUAUUUCGGAGAACCAAACCUUGGAAAUGAAAGAUCAAGUGCCUCUUCUUCAAGAAAAGGGAAGAAGAACAACUCAGACAAGCCUAAGCAACCACAGAGAGGACUUGGUGUUGCUCAAUUGGAGAAAAUCAGAUUACACAGUCAAAUGGCCUCUGGCUAUCAUCACUCUUCUCUCCAUGGCCCUUAUCCUUCCACCUUCACCAACGAAGAUCCAAGAGUGCAAAUACCAUAUUCAUCGGUGGUGCCAUCAUCAUAUGCAGCUUCCUAUGGAUUCCAACCAAACAUCAUGAUGGGCAUAUCCGAAUAUCAAAAAACAAAUAUCAGAUAUGGAGAUUCUGAGCAAACUAAUACAGCAAGAUGGGAAACCGCCAACGACAUCUUUGAGAGCCAGUAUUCUGCUCCAUCCAACAACGUUACUCGACCCUUUAUAAACCUAAAUGACCCGCUAGAGGUAGAUAGAAGGAAGCUCAGGAAUGGUUCUGUGGGGUCAAGCAGUCAGAACUCGGAAUGUAGUGAUUCUCAAAAACUAGAUUUAGAGCUCAGAUUAUCUCUUUGAACUGCCAUUGAUGAAAGCAGUGAUGUAUUCUUAUAUGAUCAAUUGUAAUGCUUUUGUUUGUUGACAAAAUUAGAAUGGAAAACCACAAUAUAGGUGAACAAGCCAAUAUAUAUAUGUGUUACUCCACUUAACCUAAAAAGAAAUAUGAGUGAGUUGUAUCAACCCAUCAACCAAAACCCGUACAACCUAGUAGCCACGGAACGGGUAGAGACAGGUUCAUCUUUUUUCUUUGAAAAGCUAUAAUGCUGGUAAUUACUUAUAGUUUGUUAGAAGUUAAUUAUAGUGUACUAUUUUUUACCAGUAU